Apodemus sylvaticus (European woodmouse) is the source of this 1147-nucleotide messenger RNA. RefSeq names its product GINS complex subunit 1 (gene Gins1). Gene Ontology annotation, biological process: DNA strand elongation involved in mitotic DNA replication; DNA replication. The record is from RefSeq and is a predicted model, not a curated record. The coding region runs from base 301 to 786 and encodes 161 amino acids. The transcript is spliced from 7 exons. Lineage: Eukaryota; Metazoa; Chordata; Mammalia; Rodentia; Muridae. Gene Ontology annotation, cellular component: GINS complex.
ACAGACAUAUAUGUGCCUGUGUCUCACUUGCAUGAAGAUGCUGCAUGGAAGCCAGAAGUGGGUGUGGGAUCCUCUGGAACUGGGGUUAUAGGCGGUUGUGGGUGCUGGGAACCCACAUUCUCUGCAAGAGCAGUAAGUACUUUUAGCCAGAGCCAUCUCUCCAGACACACAUGCAGCUUCUUGAUGAGCUAAAGGCAUCUUGAUAUAACCCGAGUCGUUCUGGGGAUUGCUGUGAAGCUGCGUUCCAGCUUCAGCCUUUGGAAACCACAGGAGGAUGGACUCAGACAAGUUCUGGAGGAGAUGAAAGCUUUGUAUGAACAAAACCAGUCUGAUGUGAAUGAAGCAAAGUCAGCUGGACGUGGUGAUUUGAUACCAACCAUCAAAUUUCGGCAUUGUUCUUUGUUAAGAAAUAGACGCUGCACUAUAGCAUACCUGUAUGACCGGUUGCUUCGGAUUAGAGCACUCAGGUGGGAAUAUGGGAGUGUCUUGCCAAAUACAUUACGAUUCCACAUGUCUGCUGAAGAAGUGGAGUGGUUCAACCAUUAUAAAAAGUCUCUUGCUACUUACAUGAGGUCACUGGGAGGAGAUGAAGGCUUGGACAUCACACAAGAUGUGAAACCCCCCAAAAGCCUAUAUAUUGAAGUGCGGUGUUUAAAAGACUAUGGAGAAUUUGAAGUUGAUGAUGGCACUUCAGUCCUGCUUAAAAAGAAUAGUCAGCACUUUUUGCCUCGGUGGAAGUGUGAGCAGUUAAUCAGACAAGGAGUUCUAGAGCACGUGCUGUCCUGACUGCCCUGUGCUGGCGGCCGCAGCAGGAUGUGAAGCUCGGCCACAGAAGCUCCCAGAAGUGUCCUUGCUGGGCCUCCCUCCUUGGCUUUAAAUUUACAGACAUGCAUUAACAUACCCAAGAGGGCUUGGGGUCCAGCUCUUUGGAAGAGCACCCGCAAAGCAUUUAGAAACCCAGAGUUUCAUCCCUAGUACCUCAAAAGAUAAGACAACAAAAAUCAAAGAGAAGACUACACCAAGAACUCCUGGCCAGGAGUAGUGUCAGCCAGCUCUUCAGCCUGUGUUCCAGGCUGACCUCUACUUACUCCAUUCCCACAGGAAUAUUGUAUUCUUAUCAUUGAAAAUAAACAGUCUUUGGUUUGGA